This is a messenger RNA of Orbicella faveolata, 3653 nucleotides long. RefSeq lists its product as uncharacterized. Lineage: Eukaryota; Metazoa; Cnidaria; Anthozoa; Scleractinia; Merulinidae. The record is from RefSeq and is a predicted model, not a curated record.
UAAGGUUACUACAAGCCUUCGGUAGUCUCAUUCGCUGUCGCAACGGUUGCGUGACGACCCUAAUAAUGGGUGGGUGUCCUUCAAACAAAAAUUCGUACAAGCGCUGUUUUCAAAGAAACACCCACAAGCUGUAUAUUAAUAGAAAGGUUAUGAAACGUAGAAUUCGUUUUCAAUAAUGCUACGCUUUAGUCAUGCCUUUUCUAAGGCGGCGGGAGCUUUUAUAAUAGAUUAUAGAUUAUAAUAGAUUUUAGAAUAGAAACAAUGUCGUUAACUUGAGUUAUAAACUUAAUUUACCUGCGGUAAUGAAACCUACCGUCUGGGGGAAUAGACACUGAUCCUCACCUAUGCAGUGGUAUGCUAAUAUUAAUUUUGUUCGCGUAACGAUUUACGAAGAUAUUUUUCUUGGAAAAGUCCUUUAGUUGUAUAGUGUCUUUGAAAUUUAAAAUGUAGAGCUAGUGCAAGAUGUCCGUCUGUGAUGAAAAUAUAACCGACUUAAGGCUACGCCAAGCCGUCGUGGGUGUCCUUCAGACAAAAAUUCGUUCGCGCGCUGUUAACUGAAUGAUAGGCAGGUCUGGUCGAUAAUACGGACUGACAAGAAUAUUUCAAUAGCGACGCACUCUACAUUUGCAUCAUAACUAAUUUACGUAACUGAAAAAAAAUCCUACGCUCACAAUAAAACAGACCAAAACAAAACAAAGCUGGAAAUGUAUGUACAAGAGAAUGGCUUGAAGCGAACGUGCUGAGUAAGAUAUCCGGGCCAGUACUGGAAUGAGUCACCCCGCGCUGGCCAGUAUUGGUCUUCAUUCCAUUUUCAUUUUAUCACGGAACCAUUUUCCGUGCAGUGCUCCUCGAAACAAUAAAAGCAAUGUAUGAUGUAUAUAAUGACUUUCUUGACACAAAAAAAUGCUUAAUUGCACUUUAAGGCGUUAGACAUCCACAGACAACUCAGUGAUUGGCUUGAAAUUAAAGGUAUCGUGUUUACUAGGGGGGUUACAAGGGUUACAAGGGUUGUUCACCGGCUGUUCCAAGCGAAAGGAGUUUCGGAAGAGCUUCUUUGGUAUUGCUUUGUUUCCGAGAAACUAUAUGGUGAGUGAUGCAAUGUGGCAAUUUAUAGAACAAGUCUUAAAGUGAAUUUGCAGAAAAGAAGUGGGACGUAUGAGUAAAAAUGAAAGCAAUUAUGGCAAAAUAGCCAGAAAGCAUAACAGCUUACAGUUUAUAUUGCCUGAAGUCGGUAGCCAUGGUCACGUACGAGAGUCGUGUUUUAUUGGCGGAAAUCUGAACCCUGUCUGAGAUGAGACAAGCACAGGCAGCUUGAGACAAGCAUAUGCUAAUUUAACUCUCAAAUUAAUUAAUCAUGGGUCUUUCUCAGAAACUGAAAGUGCUUUGUCAGCAAGCAGUCUUCCUCAGAAACUGAAAGGGUCGCUCUCGGAAAAUGAAAGUGCUUUGUCAUCAAGUAGUUUCUUAAUAUAUAUUUAAGACAAGCAUUCUUUCUCAGAGACUGAGAGUGUCGUUCUCGGAAAAUGAAAGUGCUUUAUCAUCAAGUAGUUUCUUAAUAUAUAUUUCGAGGCGUUUUAGUUUCAACGUACGGAUCGGAUCUGACACAUCUGAUAGCAUCGUCUUUUAAAGACCUGGAAGCGAGCGUCAAUGAAAAGAAGAUACAACGCCUAAAGAGCGUUCCCAUCGAUCAUGACUUGAUUCAGCGAGUGGAAGAACGACUCAAACAGUGGAGGAGAGAACAUCAAGAAGGGCAAGAAGUAAUGUCGGAACUUUGCAGCUGCCUUCCGGACAAAAUACCGGAGGAACGUACGUUUGGUCGUACCCGAGAAAUAAAGCAAGUCAAAGAGUUCGUGCAGAGUGGAACAGUUGCGGUUGUCCUGAUAACCGGAGGACCAGGAUAUGGAAAGACAACCGUGGCCAAAGAAGUGGCCCAUGAAUUAGCAAACCUAGACAACGAAAGGACUGUCUUGUUUUGCAGUCUACUUGGAAAGAGAAACAUCAAUGAAAUAGCUACAGAAAUGAUCCAUUACUGCGACAGAAUCCACACACAUGUGCCAGAGAAUCCAGAACAGUGGCUCAAAGACUGGAGCAAACAGAUCAAAACGCAAGUCACGUUUGUCCUCGACAAUGAAGAUGGUGUACUUGAGUCCGAAGAUCGAAAGUCGUUCUUAAAGAUGUUAAGUGCCAUGCGAAUGCUAUCGAGGCAAAACGUGACAUUUGUCGUUACGUCAAGAAAAACAUUCAGUGAUCCCGACCUACAGCCGAGAGUAGUAGGACUAAAACAACUACCAGUCGAAGACGCGAAGAACGUUCUUAUCUCACGAGUCAGCGAUCAAGAUGUCCGACAGAAGCUUUCCAGGCCAGAAAGAAUAGUCGAGCUAUGUGGCGGAGUUCCUUUGGCGCUUUGCACUGUUGGAUCGCUGCUUUUAGACUACACCGAAGAAAUACUAAUAAAACAUCUGGAAGAGGAACCUUUGACUGUCCUGGAUGACGGUGAGACAUCAGUGGAAAGUGUAAUCAGGACUUCUUUUGACCUCUUAACGAAAGCUCAACAGGAUGCUUUGAUUCUCAUGUCAGUAUUUCCGGGCCAUUUUAAUUUAGUAGCUGCCGAAGCUGUUAUGAAAGCAUGCUCAAUCUCUGGCACUCUGUCUGGUUCGAUUCUUCGCUCCUUGAGAAUAAGAUCACUUCUCGAACAGCCAAGCCCCAGCAGAUAUCAGAUGCAUCCACUCAUUCAAGCUUUCGCAAAGAAGAUUGGCGUGGCUGAGUACCCCGAUCUUGUUGCUGCAGGAGAAAAAUUGGCCUGUGCUCACUUUAUGUCUUGCCUGGCUGAAAACGCUAACCGGUAUUGGAGUAAGAACAGUUGCAGAGAGUCAGUCGAGGCAUUUAACGCGGACAGGAACCAUUUUGAGUCUUUUCUUCAAAUCUACGCUCAAGCAAGGGAAAAGAACGAUGGCGAUAUCGUGGAAUCCUGUCAAACCUUCCUCGACGAUCUUCCCCAGAAGUGCAUGUAUUUAGAAAUGUGUGUUCUUCCGAGAUUUUACAUUUCCAUCCUGGAAGGGUUGUUGGAGACGUUUGACUCAGAAACUCAACCAGUGCAAAGAGUGGAACUUUUGUGCCUUCUUGGGCACGAAUACAGAAAAGCGGGAGAAAAAGAAAAGUACCGAAAGCUCAUGAUGGAGGCUGAUGAAGUUCAUUCAAAAAAUCGUGCUGAGUUUGAAACCAAUGCUUUAUCAGAGGUCUACUUUCGCAACAGUUUUGUCCGCUAUCUUUCUGACAAAAAAGACCCCAACGAAUCCGAGAGAAUAGGAGAAGAAAUUGAAGCUGUAUUGGAAUUCUCCCGUGACAAGUUAGGGGAACACCCGGAGAGAGCAACAACUCUUCUAUAUGCAGGAAUAUUUCAAAAGCGUGAAAAGAACUGGGAUGAAGCGGAACAGAAAUUGACCGAGUCGUUGAAACUCUUUAAAAAACGCCUCGGUCAACAUUUUAUGACUGCUCAAAGUCUCAAAGCCAUCGCAGACCUUUACUUUUUUCAUCAGAAAUCGGAGGGCAAGACGGAGUUGGACAUAUGCUUUGAGCAUUAUGCAGAGGCCAUUAAAAUUCUUGAAGAUCUCGGAAUGAUUGAAAGCAAAUAAAGUAUCCUGACUCUAAAGAACUUU